This is a messenger RNA of Penicillium cinerascens, 714 nucleotides long. RefSeq names its product uracil phosphoribosyltransferase. Lineage: Eukaryota; Fungi; Ascomycota; Eurotiomycetes; Eurotiales; Aspergillaceae. The transcript has 3 exons. The coding region runs from base 1 to 714 and encodes 237 amino acids. The record is from RefSeq and is a predicted model, not a curated record.
AUGUCUCUCCCAUCGAACGUCCACGUCUCUUCCCACCCCUGUCUCAAGGCUAAGCUGUCUCAGCUACGCUCGCAAAGCACCAGCCCGCGCGAGACUAGAGCUCUUGUGCAUGAGAUAGCCUCCAUCUUAGGCGUCGAGGCCUUUGCCAGCGGACUGAAGCUGAUGUCGACAGGCAAGGACAAAACACCCCUCGGCGAAGAGUAUGAAACACAAGGCAUCGACCACGCCGACCUGGCACUGGUCCCCAUUCUCCGCUCCGGUCUUGGGAUGGUCGAGGCCCUAAACUCCCUCCUCCCAACCGCCGUCCCAAUCUACCACCUAGGCCUCUUCCGCGACCGCAUGACUCUCCAGCCGGUCGAAUACUACAACAACCUCCCCUUCCACCGAUCCAAGCUCUCGCCCGCCUCGCCCGCUUCCCUGGACUCAUCUGCCAACACCGCCGCCGCCUCUCUGGCCGUGCUCUUGGACCCCAUCAUCGCGACAGGCGCCACGGCCGAAGCGGCGAUCCACCUGCUGAAGGAGUGGGGCGUGAAGAGGGUGAUCAUGUUAAGCGUGCUUGCGACGAAGGAUGGGAUUAAGCGUGCGGCGGGGGUUUGGGAGGAGGGGGUUGAGGUUUGGGUUGGGGCUAUUGACGAGAGGUGUAAUGAGAAGGGGAUGAUUGUGCCGGGAGUUGGGGAUAUUGGAGAUCGGUUGUUUGUUGCUAUUGGGAAGUAG